AUGCGUUCAGGCGGCCGCGCCCUGAGGGGCGGGGACAGGAGGCGCGCGCGGCUCCGGCCGCCCAGCCGCUCUGGCCUCCGCGCUCCCUCUCGGGUCCGCCGCGCGCGCCUCGCAGGGCACUAUGGCGGGCUGGUGGCGCUGCUGGCCCAGCGGCAGGGUGGGCGCGCGGGUCCGGCCCGCGCCGCCUGGCUCCUGGCGCCGCCGCCGCGCCUGCGCCCCGCCGCCCCCGCCCCCGGCGCCUGCCCGCCCGGGCCAGACGUCCGGCUGCUGCGCACGGCCCGCGGGGACCGCCGCGGCCACCAGGACCCCAACAGAGUCACUGAGACAAUGGGCAGCAGCGCCAGCAGCACAGAGGAGAAAAAGCAAAGCAAGUCACAGCAGCUGAAAAAGGUCUUUCAAGAGUACGGUGCUGUUGCCGUGUCGCUGCACAUUGGGAUCUCAUUAAUCUCCUUGGGCAUAUUUUACAUGGUUGUUUCAAGUGGCGUGGACAUGUCUGCAGUCCUACUUAAACUCGGACUUAAAGAGUCGCUGAUACAAUCAAAAGUGGCAGCAGGCACAAGUACCUUCGUGGUGGCCUACGCGAUCCACAAGCUGUUUGCACCCGUGAGAAUCAGCAUUACCUUAGUCUCUGUGCCCUUGAUUGUCAGAUAUUUUCGAAAAGUGGGAUUUUUUAAGCCUCCAGUUGCAAAACCUUGAUAAACUCUUCAGUCGUAGGCCCUGAAACCUGUUUCUUUUAAAUCACACAAUUUUUAUCCAUUUUGGCUUUAGGGUUGUAAGGUUUCUUCAGGGGGAUAAGGGGAUGCAGGGAGCUAGUUGCUGUGUCCUCAUAGAUAAAUUUUACCUUUACCAGCAAAAAUCAGGCCUUUGAAUAAUUAUCAAUUUUUCUGCUUCAUAAAUUUUGUUAAUGCUAUUCAUCAUAGGGCUUGUAUACAUAAUCUGAAAUGUCAGCAAGACAUCACAAAUGAGUUAACAUCUCAAAACAAAACACAUUAUAGGAGGUUCCCUCUGGAAGAUCUUUGGUGAGCAUCUGUCUGCAAAAGCUCCAGGGGUUAAUCUUUGCUCAAGUUCUUAAAAAUGAUUAGUUUAGCUGGCCUUUUAAAGUCCCCUUCCUCUGUUGUCAGCUGCUCACUGUUUAAUAUGCAAUAUUCUGCAAAACAGCUGCCAGUGCAACAAUUAAUGAAGCAAAACUUAACAAUGUGUAAUCACGAUCAGAAUUAGCAUCAUUGCUUUGACAUUCAUUACACUUGUUUCAGGGAAAGAAAAACAAGUAUUUCUGGUAUGUUUCAUUGAUCCCAAAACACUUUCCAGUCUGGACAUGACAGGGCCUAUGUCGGGUGGUUUUUUGAAAUUUCAUUAAAGUAGGUCAGGGACAUUUGUCUCUGUUUAGGUAAAAUGUGGAAACCUGGCCCAGGAGCAGUGGCAUCACUUGGCUGCUGAAGCCCAAAUUCACAGAGGAAUUUACCAUGCAUAGAAAGCUAAGACAAUCUUUGCUUAACUCUCUGUAUCUCAAACUUCAGACAUUCCAGAGCUGUCACAAUGUUUACGUAGUCUCUACUUAUGUACAUGAAAAGGAAAGUUAGUAGCACUUGUGUGCACUGCCCAGUGGGCCUAGUGUCAUGUAGGACUUCCCUCUGGGCCCUGCUCUGAUGCAGGCCUCUGGGAAUCUGAACUAACCAGUCUGCCCAGCUGGGUGGUUGAGUUGCAUUUAUCUGUAAAUGCAUCUGGCUCCCAGUUCUUUGGUUUAAAGUUACAUUUGUGACAGUUGGAAAACUAAAGUGACUGUUAAUGGACCAUACUGGCUUUAGUGACAUCUGGCCAUUGACAGUUCCCUAG
Molecule: messenger RNA, 1833 nt
Organism: Microcebus murinus (gray mouse lemur)
Lineage: Eukaryota; Metazoa; Chordata; Mammalia; Primates; Cheirogaleidae
Gene: MIMS2
Product: family with sequence similarity 210 member B
Cellular component (GO): mitochondrion
Source: RefSeq, a predicted model, not a curated record